Messenger RNA from Spirometra erinaceieuropaei, 915 nucleotides. The record is from the annotation of a GenBank genome assembly. NCBI's taxonomy places the organism in Eukaryota, Metazoa, Platyhelminthes, Cestoda, Diphyllobothriidea, Diphyllobothriidae.
AUGCAGAUCUUCGUUAAAACCCUUACCGGCAAGACUAUUACUCUGGAGGUUGAGCCCAGUGACUCGAUCGAGAAUGUGAAGGCUAAGAUCCAAGACAAGGAGGGAAUCCCGCCAGACCAGCAGCGACUGAUCUUUGCCGGCAAACAGCUCGAAGAUGGCCGCACCCUUUCCGAUUACAACAUUCAAAAGGAAUCAACCUUGCACCUGGUCUUGCGACUCCGCGGCGGCAUGCAGAUCUUUGUAAAGACCUUGACGGGCAAGACGAUUACUCUAGAGGUCGAGCCCAGCGACUCUAUUGAGAAUGUGAAAGCAAAGAUCCAGGACAAAGAAGGCAUCCCACCGGACCAACAGAGGUUGAUCUUCGCAGGCAAGCAGCUUGAGGAUGGCCGCACUCUUUCCGAUUACAACAUUCAGAAGGAAUCGACCCUACAUUUGGUCUUGCGCCUCCGCGGCGGUAUGCAGAUCUUUGUGAAAACAUUGACCGGCAAAACUAUCACUCUGGAGGUUGAGCCCAGUGACUCGAUCGAGAAUGUGAAGGCCAAGAUCCAGGACAAGGAGGGAAUCCCGCCAGACCAGCAGCGACUGAUCUUUGCCGGUAAGCAGCUCGAAGACGGUCGCACCCUCUCCGAUUACAACAUUCAAAAGGAAUCAACCUUGCACCUGGUCUUGCGACUCCGCGGUGGUAUGCAGAUCUUUGUGAAGACAUUGACGGGUAAAACUAUUACUCUGGAGGUCGAGCCUAGCGACUCUAUUGAGAAUGUGAAAGCAAAAAUCCAGGACAAGGAAGGCAUCCCGCCGGACCAACAGAGGUUGAUCUUCGCCGGUAAGCAGCUCGAGGACGGCCGCACGCUCUCAGACUACAAUAUUCAGAAGGAGUCUACAUUGCACCUGGUGCUGCGUCUUCGUGGUGGAUAA